Molecule: messenger RNA, 6973 nt
Organism: Oncorhynchus tshawytscha (Chinook salmon)
Lineage: Eukaryota; Metazoa; Chordata; Actinopteri; Salmoniformes; Salmonidae
Gene: cacna1ea
Product: voltage-dependent R-type calcium channel subunit alpha-1E
Exons: 47
Coding region: 9-6770 (2253 amino acids)
Biological process (GO): calcium ion import across plasma membrane; chemical synaptic transmission
Cellular component (GO): membrane; voltage-gated calcium channel complex; neuronal cell body
Molecular function (GO): high voltage-gated calcium channel activity
Source: RefSeq, a predicted model, not a curated record
UUGAGUACAUGAUCUUAGCCACCAUCAUCGCCAACUGUAUCGUACUGGCUUUGGAGCAGCACCUGCCUGGAGAGGACAAGACUCCCAUGUCCAAGAGACUGGAAAAGACAGAGCCUUACUUCAUUGGGAUGUUCUGCUUUGAAGCUGGGAUUAAGGUUGUGGCGUUGGGAUUUGUAUUCCAUAAAGGAUCCUACUUGAGGAACGGCUGGAACGUCAUGGACUUCAUUGUGGUUCUGAGUGGGAUUCUGGCCACAGCGGGAGCUCACAUGAACAUCCCAGUGGACCUGCGGACCCUGCGGGCCGUACGCGUGCUCAGACCCCUCAAACUGGUCUCUGGAAUCCCCAGCCUGCAGAUAGUCCUGAAAUCCAUCAUGAAAGCCAUGGUGCCGCUGCUCCAGAUCGGCCUGCUGCUCUUCUUUGCCAUUCUCAUGUUUGCCAUCAUCGGCCUGGAGUUCUACAGCGGAAAGCUCCACAACACCUGUCUGCCCAUGCCAAAUAUCCUGGAGAAUGAGACGGUGGACAAGUCGGAGUCAGAGUUCCCGUGUGGGGUGAGGAAGUGCCCUGACAAGUACGCCUGCAGUGAAACCUGGAUCGGCCCCAACGAUGGCAUCACCCAGUUUGACAACAUCCUGUUUGCUGUGCUCACUGUCUUCCAGUGCAUCACCAUGGAGGGCUGGACCACCGUGCUCUACAAUACCAACGAUGCCUUAGGCCCCACGUGGAACUGCAUGUACUUCAUCCCUCUGAUAAUCAUCGGCUCCUUCUUCGUGCUGAACCUGGUUUUGGGAGUUCUCUCAGGGGAGUUUGCCAAGGAGAGGGAGCGGGUGGAAAACCGCAGGGCAUUCAUGAAGCUCCGGAGGCAACAGCAAAUUGAGCGGGAACUCAAUGGCUACCGAGCCUGGAUCGACAGAGCAGAAGAGGUGAUGCUUGCGGAGGAGAAUAAGAAUUUAGGACCUUCUGCUCUUGAUGCUCCCAAGAGGCUGUCUGAAUGGAAUACAGGCGGUAACCAUGUGCUGAAGAGGACCACCAUCAAGAGGAGAGGGGUGGAUGCCGUACAUCGGGGCCCAGAGGAGGAGCAGUACGGUGACAUCUCUUCUGUGGGCAUCCCGAUGACCAGAGCCAGCAUCAGGAGUGCUAAGAGAGGACCCACGGCUUAUUUCAAGCGGAAGGAGCGUCUGUUGCGUAUCUCUAUCCGCCGCAUGGUGAAGACACACACCUUCUACUGGACCGUACUGGGCCUGGUGGCCCUCAACACACUCUGUGUGGCCAUCGUCCAUCACAACCAGCCCCACUGGCUGUCUGUGUUCCUCUACUAUGCAGAGUUUCUCUUCCUGGGUCUGUUUCUCACUGAGAUGUGUUUAAAGAUGUACAGCCUGGGACCCAGACUCUACUUCCACUCCGCCUUCAACCGCUUCGACUGCGGCGUGAUAGUGGGCAGCAUCUUUGAGGUGAUGUGGGGGUUCUUCAGGCCUGACAUGUCCUUCGGCAUCAGUGUGCUGCGCGCUCUCCGUCUGCUGAGGAUAUUCAAGAUCACCAAGUACUGGGCGUCGCUGAGGAACCUGGUGGUAUCCCUGAUGAAUUCUAUGAAGUCCAUCAUCAGCCUCAUCUUCCUCCUCUUCCUCUUCAUCCUGGUCUUUGCUCUGCUGGGCAUGCAGCUAUUCGGUGGCAGGUUCAUCUUUGAAGACUACACUCCUACAAACUUUGACACAUUUCCUGCUGCCAUCAUGACUGUCUUUCAGAUCCUGACAGGAGAAGACUGGAAUGAGGUGAUGUACAAUGGGAUCCGCUCCCAGGGAGGAGUGAAGUCAGGAAUGUGGUCCUCCAUAUACUUCAUUGUGCUCACACUCUUUGGUAACUACACACUGCUGAAUGUCUUCUUGGCCAUUGCUGUGGACAAUCUGGCUAAUGCCCAGGAACUAACCAAGGACGAAGAGGACGAAGAGGCUGCUUUCAAUCAGAAACAUGCUCUCCAAAAAGCCAAGGAAGUUGGGGCCAUGUCUUCCCUGAUGUCAUCACACAGGAGGAGGAGACCUUACCUGUACAGGAAAAGAGCGAUACACAGGAGCCGGCCUGCCUACUCUCUGGAGGAGGCUGAGAGCCUCGCCGAGGGGCCCCCCUGCCCGCCAUUGAAUUCCUCUAACUCUUUCAUGUCCAGGGGAGAGAGGAGAAGACGGAUGACCAUGUCUGUGUGGGAGCAGAGAACCAGCCAACUGCGCAGGCACCGGCAGAUGUCCAGCCGAGAGAUCCUCUUCAGCAGCCCCAGUGAGGAGCAGGAAGCGCCCCCUGGAUGCCCCCACAACCUCAAAGCCACAGGCACACCCACAGGCAGCCUGAAGCUGGCUGACCCCACGGCUGAUCCUACGGCCUCCACAGCUCAGCCCCCCAAGCCCAUGGACCAAACUCUAGAGGAGCCACCCCUGUCCAUGGGGGUCCUUGAGCCCCCCUUGUCCGUCCCUUUAGCAGAGCCACCCAUACCCAUCGACAGUCCCCUGCUUGACCCCCCCACGUCCGCAGUUGUGUCCAUUCCGGAGCCCACUGAAUCUGAGCCAUGCCCAGAGGGCCAGCUUGAUGACACCGACCACUGCCACCCAGGUCUCAAUGGCCGCAGGAGCCCCAGGUUAAAUGGGGAGAGAAGGCAGAGAGCAGUGCGUAAGUUCCGCCCUCCUGCUGGUGACACCCUGACCCCUGACAUGGCAGGGAUGAGGCUCAGGAGGCCAAGGGGCACAGGGCACCACGAAGCCCAGGUUGGGGCUAGAGGCCUGGACUCACCCCAGGGGGAGGGGAGCAGUCGCUCUGUCAGCAAGGAGAGAAAGACCCUAGAGGAACGACAGGACAAGGAGAGGAGAGCCUGUAUCACGGGAGAGACCAGCCAGCCUUCUGAGACCGGAGAAGCUGAACACAGACAGGGUGACCCUAACCAGGCUGGGGGUCCUGAGCUGCAGAACAGGGAGGAGGGUCCACAGUCAGAACCACCCCCCAUUCAGCCAUUUCAGGCUGCAGUACCGGAGCUCCCAGAGGGCCAGACAAGAGACAGUGAUACUGGUAACAACGCCACCACUCUGAUCCAGGAUAAGUCCCCUCUGAGCUCCAGUAUCUACAUAGAGGUGACCAAUGUUCAGUCUUCACUAGAGCUCACCCCCAUCACAGGUAACAGUAAAGACAUGGAGGCAUCCAAGCCUGAGAAAGAGGAGGAACAGUUGACCAGCCCAGCCAAUAUUGUCACGCCUGACAGCAUGUUCAUCUUCAAACCUGGCAACCCGAUCCGCCGGGCCUGUCACUAUGUGGUGAACCUGCGUUACUUUGAGACAUGCAUCCUGCUGGUGAUCGCUGCCAGCAGUAUCGCCCUGGCUGCAGAGGACCCCGUGUCAGCCACCUCUAACUGGAACAAAGUUUUGCGUUACUUUGACUACGUGUUCACAGGUGUCUUUACAUUUGAAAUGAUAAUAAAGAUGAUAGACCAGGGCUUGAUUCUCCAUGACGGCUCCUAUUUCCGGGACCUGUGGAACAUUCUAGACUUUAUCGUGGUGGUCGGAGCUCUGGUGGCCUUCGCCCUCACGAAUGUGUUGGGAAAUAAUAAAGGACGGGACAUCAAAACCAUCAAGUCUCUUCGGGUUCUGCGUGUCCUGAGGCCCCUGAAGACCAUCAAGAGACUACCGAAACUUAAGGCAGUGUUUGACUGUGUGGUGACCUCUCUGAAGAACGUCUUCAACAUCCUCAUCGUCUACAAGCUCUUCAUGUUCAUCUUCGCUGUCAUCGCUGUGCAGCUGUUCAAAGGGAAGUUCUUCUACUGCACAGACGGAUCCAAAGACACAGAGAAGGACUGCCAAGGCUUCUACAUUGACUAUGAGAAGGAUAAAAAGGAAGUGAAGAGAAGGGAUUGGAGGAGACAUGACUUCCACUAUGACAACAUAGUCUGGGCCCUACUCACUCUGUUUACUGUCUCCACUGGGGAGGGCUGGCCACAGGUCCUGCAGCACUCUGUGGACGUGACAGAGGAGGACAGAGGUCCCAGCAGGGGCAACAGGAUGGAGAUGUCCAUAUUCUAUGUCAUCUACUUUGUGGUCUUCCCCUUCUUCUUUGUCAACAUCUUUGUGGCUCUCAUCAUCAUCACCUUCCAGGAGCAGGGAGACAAGAUGAUGGAGGAAUGCAGCUUGGAGAAGAACGAGAGGGCUUGCAUUGACUUUGCCAUAAGUGCCAAACCCCUGACCCGCUACAUGCCUCAGAACAGGCAGACGUUCCAGUACCGCCUCUGGCACUUUGUGGUCUCCCCCUCCUUCGAAUACACUGUGCUGGCCAUGAUUGCACUCAACACCAUUGUCCUGAUGAUGAAGUAUUACUCUGCCCCACCAGCAUAUGAGGCUGUGCUGAAACACCUGAACACAGCUUUCACUGUGCUCUUCUCUGUGGAGUGUGUCCUCAAGAUCAUGGCCUUUGGCUUUCUGAACUACUUUCGAGACACUUGGAAUAUAUUUGACUUCAUCACAGUUUUGGGAAGCAUCACAGAAAUAGUGGUAGACUUGCAGUCAAUUGAGACCUUCAACAUGGGUUUCCUGAAGCUGUUCCGUGCAGCCAGACUGAUCAAGCUGUUGAGGCAGGGUUACACCAUUCGCAUCCUGCUCUGGACCUUUGUCCAGUCCUUUAAGGCUCUCCCCUACGUUUGUCUGCUCAUUGCCAUGCUCUUUUUCAUAUAUGCAAUCAUCGGAAUGCAGGUUUUUGGAAACAUCAGACUGGAUGAGGAGACUCACAUCAACCAACACAACAACUUCAAGACCUUUUUUGGUGCUCUGAUGUUGUUAUUCAGGAGUGCCACGGGGGAGUCGUGGCAGGAGAUCAUGCUGUCAUGUUUAGGGGGGCAGAAGUGUGAGCCAGACCCCUUAGCUCUAACAUCAGACCACGAGGAGCGCUGUGGAACUGAGUUUGCCUACUUCUACUUUGUCUCCUUCAUCUUCUUCAGUUCAUUUCUGAUGCUGAAUCUGUUUGUGGCUGUAAUCAUGGACAACUUUGAGUACCUCACCCGGGAUUCAUCGAUAUUGGGGCCUCACCACCUGGAUGAAUUUGUUCGUAUCUGGGGUGAAUAUGACCGAGCUGCUUGCGGGCGUAUUCAUUACACUGACAUGUAUGAAAUGCUGACCCUCAUGUCGCCACCUCUAGGCCUCGGCAAGAAAUGUCCAUCCAAAGUGGCUUAUAAGAGGCUGGUGCUAAUGAACAUGCCUGUGGAUGAAGAGAUGUCGGUUCACUUCACCUCCACCCUCAUGGCCCUGAUCCGAACCGCCCUCGAGGUGAAGAUAGCCAGAGGAGGGGAGGACCGAGGUCAGAUGGAUUCAGAUCUACAGAAGGAGAUAAGUGUCAUUUGGUCACACCUUUCACAGAAGACCCUGGACCUGCUCGUCCCCAUCCACAAAGCCAGUCAUAUGACCAUUGGGAAGAUCUAUGCAGCCAUGAUGAUCAUGGACUACUACAAGCAGAGCAAAGCCAAGAAGCUCAGGCAACAGCUGGAGGAGCAGAAACACGCUCCCAUGUUCCAGCGUAUGGACGCGUCCUCUCUGCCUCAAGAGAUCCUCUGCAGUGCCAAAGCCCUCCCUUUCCUGCCCCACAGCCCUGGAUCUGCCCUGACCAGAGGAGGAUUUGUGGCCUUGAGUCCCAUAUCCCCUCAGGAGAUGUUCAUGCAGCCCAUGUCCCAGGACUUAGAGGACAGAGAGGAGGACUACCACAACUAUCACCACCACCACCUGCUCCACCACCAGCUCCACACACUGGUUCCGGAGCGCAAAGAGUUUAACCGCAACCUUUGCCCCACUAACAGGCAGGAUGACCCACUCAGGGUGCCCGGGCGGGCAGUCUCUAUCCGAGCCUCCUCUAUGCCUCGGCUGGCUGUAGACACACAGGUGGGGACAGACAGCAGCAAAUCAAUGAAGCGCUCCUUCUCCACUAUUGGGGAUCAAUGUGUGAAUGGCCUGUGGCAGGAGGAGUACUCUCUGAAGAGGGUCAGUCCUGACCGUCUGAACAGACCACGACAGAGGAGCAUCAGAGGAAUCAGGUGCAACCUCAGGGAACCAGUGGAUCAUGAGCGGGGGCGCUCCAAAGAGAGGCGUCACCUGCUGUCUCCCGACGUGUCCCGCUGCAACUCUGAGGAGCGGAGCCAGGACCCGUCACAAGAACGCAAGCAGUCCCGUUCCCCCAGCGAGGGACGCACACAUGCCCUCCACAGACAGGGCAACACUUCAGGCAGCCCAGACCUGUCCAGCACACCCCGCGGCCGGCGCCAACUCCCCCAGACGCCCUUGCGGCCACGCCCUCACAUCUCCUACUCCCCCCUGGUGUGCCGAGCCCACCUCUCCCCCCCUGCUGCCAGUGAGGGCAGAGCCCGGACCCAGGAGGCCCCCGGAGAGACGGAGGAUCCCUCGUUGCGGGAGGAGGGGGAGAGGCUAGCCCCAGAGUCAGGAGCGGGGGUGGGGGUGGUAAUAGGGGUGGGUGGCCCAGGGUUAGGGGUCAGUCACCCGCACCACUCACCUCACCGGUACAUCUCGGAGCCGUACCUGACCCUGCACGAGGAGUUACACAGCCCAGACUCCUCAGGCCUGGAUGAGACUCUGACCUUCGAGGCGGCCAUUGCAACCAGUCUGGGCCGGGCCAACACCAUCAGCUCUGCCCCCCAGCUCAGACACAACUGGCAGGUCCCCAACGGACACUUCCAUAAACGCCUGGGUCAGGCCAGCUCUGUGGUUGCCUGUGAGCUCUUGAGUGACACGGACGAGGAUGACCGCUGUUAGGGCCGGGACUUGUAGAAGAAGAGCAGGAAGAUGGACAGCAAAACUGGGUAUCAGAAAGACAGGGGUCCUCAGUUUGAAGCACACUGUCAGGUCGUGUACUGAGUGUGCAUCUGUACGUGUGUGUAUCUGCACUCUUAGAAAAAAGGGUUCCAAAUGAGUUCUUCAGCUGGCUCCCGAGUGGCGCAGCAGCCUAAGGCAUUGCA